Messenger RNA from Xyrichtys novacula (pearly razorfish), 5451 nucleotides. The record is from the annotation of a GenBank genome assembly. Lineage: Eukaryota; Metazoa; Chordata; Actinopteri; Labriformes; Labridae.
ACCGCAUUGGGCGGAACUUGUUAUCACAAGAAUGGAGUCGAUCGGCGGGCAAACGUUUCAUUUCAGGCUUUGAAAUGUAAUUUUCUCGAGACAGUUUUCAGGUUUCAUAUCUCCAUAUCGCAGCCGGUGACGGGGGACGAGGAAAAGACACCGGUUUGUGUGAGGCAACGGCUGCACGAGGGGGGAUGUCCAACGAGAGUAAAUGAGCGGUGGUGAGGAAAAGAAGGGCCCGCCGUCGUAGCCGGAGAGCUUCGGGGAAAAGUGGGUAGCGCCGCCUGACGGACCGCCCGACGCACCGGGGAGACACCGUCAGGAAACCGCGGUGCCGAAAAACAGGUUUGCAAUAUCAGAGGGAGCGCCGCCAACAGCUCUCCAUACGCCAUCACACACCAUAAACAAAGAUAUGAAUCAUGUUUGAGGAAACUAGACAACGAUUAGUCAAGCUCUUCUAGGUAGUGGUCGUGUUAUUAGCUGUAGCAUUGUGUCGCUAACGGCUUCACUAUUAUUUUUAGCGGGAUUUUUCCAAACUGUGUUUCUAGUUUUUGGGUCUAUUAUUGUGUAAAUUAAGGAAAAGCAUAUUACUGUUUUAAAUGUGAGUAAUGCUGUAAACAUAUAUCAGUAAUUGUAUGUCUACCUCAUGACUGCUGUGUAAGCAUGGUCAGAGUUACAUGUUUUAAUCUGUGCAUUCUUGUUUUCCACAGGUGGGAUCUACCACUGGGUUUCUGUAUGACCCUAUAAAUGUGAAGUAGAAACAUCCAUCCUCACACACUUUCUUUCAUGAUACAGCUUAUAUAAGGCAGACACACACACACAGACACUGGUACCACCAUGGCUGAGCAGCAGGAGGAGGUAGAGGGUGUUUAUGUGGAGCACCAGUAUAUGUGCAGUGAGUGCCAUCAGCUCUUCAACACCCUCGAGGAUGUGCUGAUCCACCAGCAGAUCCACUCGGGACCGGAGGGAGAUGUGGAGGCGGGGGAGACCAUGACCAUUCACGGUGUCCAUGAGAUGGGGCAAACCCAGCAGUACCAGUGCCUUGAGUGUGGGGCCCUCCUCAUGAACCCAGAGGAGCUACUGCAGCACCAGGAGAUGCACAUGAGGGAGGUGGGAAUGGAGGUGGAGCAGCAAGGUAUGAGAAGACUAGAUGCAGAAAAACUUCAAGUAUGGUGUAACCUGCUCAUGAUAUUAUUAACUGAGGUUAGUUUGGAUUUGACUGAUCCACAGAGCUGUGUGAGGUUUUGGAAGCAGCAGAAGCAGGGACUGGUGUUGAGGUGCCGGGACCUGUCCAGUACCAGUGUCUUGACUGUUUGGCUCUGUUUGACUCACCUGAUACCUGGCUGGAGCACCGACGCACCCACAGCAGGAGCAGCACACACAGCAACACAGAGACCAUGGUGAGAGGCCAAACACUAGAGAGACGUUAGGAGUGCAUCCACCUUGAUCAUAUUCUCGAAGCCUCUUGUUUCUGCUUUAUAAAGCAGGAUAAGUUUGCUUCUGCUAUUUUACUAUGAAGGUGGUAUUUAUGUUUUUAUUUUCAACAAGACACACAAGAGCAAAAGCCUAUAGGCUGACAGUUAUUCUGCAUAUUCUGACAAGUUGCUUCCUUUCGAUAGUGAAUAAUUCUACACGUCUAAUAACUUGAGUGGGUGUCACAGCUAAAAGCAGAUAUCCUGUUAACAAAACAUGUGAAUAAAAAAGAGACUUCUUGGUUACUUAUUAUUGUACUGAGCUACUUUUUAGUAUGCCAAUGCAGUAACUUUUCAUUUUUUGUCUUUUGCAACAGGAGUAUGUGCUGCAGCCUGAUGGCACUGUUACUCCACUGAACAGUGUGCAGAACUAUGUGCUGAGUGAGCAGCAAGCUGGGGAGAUAUUAGCGCAGGUACUUGGGACUGAAAUAACCCCACAAUAGAGGAGCAGACACAAUUUCUAAACGACAGGUGAAAGGGUAUUGGUGUAUUAUGUUUUCUGAAAUAUUUUCUGUGUGUAUUUUUCAGGUACUCGCCCAGCAGCAGCAGCAACAACUACAACAACAGAAAAAGCACCAGCCUGUCUCCAAACUUACUGUGACCUCCCGUACCGCCCUGCUGCCUCCAGUGACACCAACCCCGGGCUCAGCCACCAUGCACCUGCAGAUCCUAACAGCUCAGGCUCUUGCAGACAACUCCAACACUCCCGGUCAGCGCCGUUCAAAGCUGCCCCCUCUGCUGCCUGCUGUAGCCCGAAGCUCUGCCGCAAAGCUGGGGGUCCUGGAAAAUGGCGUCCAGAGGCUGGAGUUAAGGUUGACCUCCGGUGUUCAGGGCGACACCCAGCAGCAGCAACCAACAGAGGUGGUAGUCAUCCACCCUUAUGAGUGCUCAGAGUGCUCCCUUCUCUUCCAGACCCCAGAGGACUUCCUCCAGCACCAGGGGGAGCACUUCCUCGGUCAGGACAAAGAGAGCGGGGAGCCAGGUGUCAUGGGGGGCUUUGAGGAGGGGCGAAUGAGAGAAGAGACAAUGGAGAAGGUGGAUGACAUUCGGGUCAGAGUGGCAGAGAAGAGAGCGGCAGUCUGGGCUAAACCCCAGCAGUGUGAGCUCUGCCACCGCACAUUCACAUCCGCUAACCGUCUUGCUGCUCAUAAGCGUGUGCAUGAGCAGGGAACGCAUGAAUGUCCAGAAUGUGGCAAGAUGUUCAAAAAGGCAACAUCACUGCAGACACACAUGCGCACACACUCUGGUGUAGCCAGGUACUUGUGUGUGGACUGUGGCAAUGGCUUCACCACUGAGAUGACUCUAAUCAUGCACAGGCAAGAAACACGGAGCUACAACAGCUGCAUGUAUGAUGACAGACAGUGACGGCUGAUGUGCACAUCUGACUCUCCUUCUUUUUCUUUUGAUUCCUUGCAGGAAGUCCCACACCGCAGAGCCCCUACACAAGUGUCAGUUCUGCAACAAAACCUUCACCAACAUGACCAAGUACCUCUACCACCGCAGAACCCAUCUCAACAGAGAUUUAUCCAGCACAUCCACGUCUGUCUCCAGGGUAGGAAAAUAUGAAUUAACAUUUUUUUCCCAACAUUGUUAUUUUAGCUCACAUUGUUGUAGCUCUAGACUAGAAAAACCUUCAUAGCUUGAUGUGACCUACACCUGUAUUCUCUUCUAGGUCUCAGCUCGAAGAAGAGCUUCUCUCUCGGCUCUUGCCAUUGUGCAGAGAGCGAGAGAGAAGAAUUCCCACACUGCUGAGGCAAACAUUAACCUGCUGGCCCCACUCACAGAGGACGAACUGGAGAAACUGGGAGAAGAUUCAGCGCAAGACUCGCCAGGUAAAGCAAGAGAAGGUGAAAUGGGAGAGCAGAGGGAGGAAGACAACAUGGAGGUGUCUUCUCAGUCUGAAGCAAACACUGAAGAUCCCCAACAGGUGGAGAUCACCUCAAAAGUGACAAACUCCACCUCCCUGGACAAAACUGGUUUCAGAGUUUCCCCAAACUCUACUGACUCAACAGAAGCCAAUCCAACCGCAGCACCUGACAAAGGGUCUUUUUCUUGUCGUUCAUGCUCCAAAACCUUUCCCUCCCAGCUACAGCUGGUCCACCAUCGAAGGAAGGCUCACGUCACAGAGCGUAGUUUUGUUUGUGGCAUCUGCGGUAAGUCAUUUAAGAAACAGAUCCACGUACGAAACCACAUUCGCACUCACACUGGAGAGCGGCCAUUUCAGUGUUCUGACUGUGGAAAAACCUUCUCAUCUCUGGCCAAUCUGAUGAGACACAAUCUCAUCCACUCUGGUGUGCGACCGUACCGCUGUGAUGUCUGCCACCGCUCCUUCUCCCAGUCCUCUAACCUCCGUCAGCACAGCCUGCUGCACUCAAACACUGCAGUGCUGAGCUGCCCGGACUGUCCUGCCACCUUUCACUGGCCCACCAAGUUAGCAGCCCAUCGUUACACUCAACAUCCCGGUGCACCAGCCCCUUUCCCGUGCCCUCACUGUGAAGCUGGCUUCUUGAAAAGAAAGCAGAGAGACAGCCACUGUUUGGAGCAGCACCCUACACUGGUGCAGGCAGGCUUGGGGGCACAUGUUGCAGGAGAGAGAGACAGCCAAUCAGAGGGGGUAAAAGAUAUGACCUCAGAGCCCUCCACCUCGACAGCCGAAGAGACAGAAUCAGGAGACCCAACUAGUCUUUUACGAGGAGGUUUAGAUUGCAACAUUUGUGGGAAGAAGCUAAAUUCUCCUGCUAAUCUGCGGCUACACAGACUCAGCCACUUUGCUUUAGGUCCUGGACGGCCACGUUGCACCACAGGGAAGCGGCCCAAAGCCCACCAGUGCCCCAUCUGCGGCAAACUGUUUGUGUCUUCUUCAGGGGUUGCACUUCACCAGCGGGUCCACACUGGUGAGCGCCCCUUUCCCUGCCAAGUUUGUGGCAAGCGUUUCCGUCAGAACACACACUUACGGGAGCAUCUGCGCACACACUCCGGGGAGCGUCCAUUUCGCUGUGAAACCUGCGGGAAGGGUUUCAUCCAGAGUAUGCACCUGGCCGAACACCGUCGGACACACACGGGAGAAAGGCCACACAUGUGUCCGCAAUGUGGCAAAGCCUUCAAGACUUUCUCCAACCUGAGAAACCACAAGAAGACCCACGCCCGGCAACAGAGGCUGGAUGAGGAGGCUGCUGCUCAGGCUGUGAUGGAGAGCAGCGCCGCAGUGGCUGUGGUCGACCCUUCAACAAUGGAACUGGCUAACGGUCAGCCUCAGGUGAUCCAGAUCCAAGCCUCGGAUCUUCAGCAGGUCAGAAAUGUUUGUGAUAAUCAAAAGCUGAUACAAACUCACAUUUUUGUAGUGGCUAAAUAGAGCCCUGUGUGAGCUAACGGUUAAAGGUCUUAGUAAGUUUAACUCAGUUGAAGUAAUUCUGCACUCUGUUUCCUUCUCUCAGGCACAAGGUACUCCUACCAUCAUGUGUAAUGAGUUUGGUGAGACCAUAGCCAUCAUUGAGACCAGUGAAGGUGGAGCACUGCCUUUGGAGCAGGCCUUGGAGAUCUAUCACACAGCCCUGGAGAACGGUCUUGCCAUGGAUACACUGGAUGGACUGCAGCUCCUCUGAGGAAGUUUACAACAAAAGCAUUAUUCUGUUGCUGAUCGGAUGAGUUGUUCCAGGUCUAAUCACUGCCUAAGACAAGGUGUUCGGUAAAUGCAACGACUUACGUGAGCUGAAUAAUUAAAUACUGGACACAUCAAGUUCAUCAAACAGACCAAAGUAUAUCAACAAAGCUCGAACGGGGAUCAGUAUCAAAAGCUGUUUUUGUAAUUGGCAUUCAUUAGGAACAAGGACCAACAGAUGUGCCUCAGAUCAUAUUUGUAUGAUUAAUUUUAUCAUUUAUAUGAAACAGACAUGUUCAUUUUCUUGUGUUUGAAGACUCAGUCGGCUGUUGACAUGUUCUGUCGUAAGUAUGUGAAAUCAAUAAAUGUUUUUCUUUUUUCAAGAUGCAA